AUGGGGUCAUAUGUCACUGUAUUGACUGAGAGAGAGGGCAGUGUUGCAACGGUGGCAGAGAGGGUGAGAGAUGAACCAGACACAGACACACCAGUCAGCAGAAGAGAUGACACUUCACUGCAGGGCACAGCAACUUUCAUCACAGCUGUAAGAGAAGCAGGAGAAGAUGUGAUGAUGAAAGUAAUGCUCCUGCAGCUCAUUGACAUCACUGCCUUUAACCUGGCUUUCUUGACAGUCAUGAAGGCUGCUGCUGCACCAUGA
Blastomyces dermatitidis ER-3 is the source of this 261-nucleotide messenger RNA. RefSeq lists its product as uncharacterized. The transcript has a single exon. Lineage: Eukaryota; Fungi; Ascomycota; Eurotiomycetes; Onygenales; Ajellomycetaceae. The record is from RefSeq and is a predicted model, not a curated record. The coding region runs from base 1 to 261 and encodes 86 amino acids.